Molecule: messenger RNA, 2241 nt
Organism: Bombina bombina (fire-bellied toad)
Lineage: Eukaryota; Metazoa; Chordata; Amphibia; Anura; Bombinatoridae
Product: protein phosphatase 1 regulatory subunit 14A
Exons: 4
Coding region: 581-997 (138 amino acids)
Biological process (GO): regulation of phosphorylation
Cellular component (GO): cytoplasm
Molecular function (GO): protein serine/threonine phosphatase inhibitor activity
Source: RefSeq, a predicted model, not a curated record
UCCCAGGGCAGAGAACAGAGCAUUAGAUCUCCACAAAGCAUUCAGUAGCAACAUCUGCUACAAAGGCAGCGUGCAAGGAACCUUCCUUAAACCUACAUAUAACAAAUCCGUCCACGUGAGACUCCAGAAAUACGCAGCAAUAUUGCAACCCAGAACUUUUCAAAAACCCUUGAAGACAAAGAACGGAUUUUUUUUUCUAAGAAAACAAAUUAGACGUCAGGACAUAAGAAUCUAUAAAACCUGUAAAGAGAACAAAAAUGUAAUUUGAACCAGUGUUACUUCAAAGAGCUAAAUAUUGCAAAUAUAUAUAUUUUUUGGGGAUAAAACUAUUAUUAUUAUUAAAUUUUUUUUUACUAUUUUGGUUGCAACCAAUGUAUAAAAGAUUCUAUUUUUUUAAUAACACACAGAUGAAGCAGAAGACUGGAGGUUAACAGGAUUGUGCAGCGGAUGGGAUAAUUGUCACUGUAUAGAUUGACUUUUGACUUCCUUUGUGUUAUUAGGACGGCUGAUCCCAAAGAGUUGGUAGCACAUUGUGCUGUAAGGAUUUUUAUUAGGAAUUUUAACAUUUUUUUUGGCAAGGAUGGCUGCUAAUAAAGUUGGAAAGAGGAUGAUUGGAAAGACACAUUCUCCAUCCAGAAAUAGGGACUCUGGACAAAAUAUACAAAGGAGACAAGCCCGAGUUACUGUUAAAUAUGACCGCAAGGAGCUGCAAAAACGUCUGGAUGUGGAGAAAUGGAUAGAUGAUAGAUUGGAGGAGCUGUAUGUGGGAAGGGAGAUGGAAAUGCCAGAUGAGGUCAACAUAGAUGAUUUGUUGGACUUGGGGACAGAUGAAGAGAGGAGUCGAAGUCUGCAGGUGAUCCUGACAUCUUGCACUAACAACACCGAGGGUUUUAUUCUGGAUCUUCUGGUUAAAUUAAAGGGGCUUCAAAAACAGACGCUUCUGAAAAAGAACGGCCAGGAUAUUCACAACGAAGACCAUAUUCAGGAGCACGUGUGACUGUGUGUGACCGAAACUGUUUGAAAUGAAAAUUUGUCACCAACUUUAAAGAACUGACUGUAUUACACUUGCAAACACUACACGAAAGAAAAAUGAAGGAAUGCUUUGCAGUGAUGUCACAUAUGAUGUCACCGCUACCUUGCGACAAGCACAUUGCAUUUAACAGUAAAUAUUGCUCUGCUGUAAUGACAUUUUUUAUUCAGACCUUGUGCAACCUAACAAAGUUAUUUCUUUUCUUUUCUUUUAAUAAAUCUUUAUCUUCUGCAAAUAUUUCAUCAGGUAUUAAAGUACAGUGUAGAGUGGGGGGGGGGGGGGGUCAGACCCUGUAUUAUACAGUGUGGGGGAGAUCAGACCCUGUAUUGUACAGUAUAGGGGAGAUUAGAUCCUGUAUUGUACAGUAUAGGGGAGAUCAGACCCUGUAUUGUACAGUAUAGGGGAGAUUAGAUCCUGUAUUGUACAGUAUAGGGGAGAUCAGACCCUGUAUUGUACAGUGUGAGGGAGAUCAGACCCUGUAUUGUACAGCAUAGGGGAGAUCAGACCCUGUAUUGUACAGUAUAGGGGAGAUUAGAUCCUGUAUUGUACAGUAUGGAGGAGAUCACCCCCUGUAUUGUAUAAUUGUGGGGAGAUCAAACCAUGUAUUGUGCAGUAUAAAUGUGAUAAGACCCUGUAUUGUACAAUGAAGAGGAAAUCAGAUAAAGUAUAAAGUGUAGGGGAGAUUGUGUAUUGUGUGUGAGAUCAGACUCUGUAUUGCAAGAUGUGGUGGAGAUCAGAUCCUGUAUCAUACAGCGUAAGUCAGAUCAGACCCUGUAUUGUACAGUAAGGGGGAGAUCAGACCCUGUAUUGUACAGUAAGGGGGAGAUCAGACCCUGUAUUGUACAGUGAAGGGGCAAUCAGAAUGAUCCUGUAUUGUACAAUGUAAGGGAUAUCAGACCCUGUAGUGCGGGAAUAUAGCAAAAGAUAAAAUAUGUGUUUUUACAGAUACAGCACAACGUUAUUCAUGUGUUCUCCAUUAGUCCCCAUUAGUCAAUCAAAUUAGAACUGUCAGAUCUUUUUAGUUAAAAUUACCAUAAAGCACAAGACUUGUUUACAUAUUACUUCUAGCUGUGUUAUAUUUAUAUUGAUGACCUGGAAAGACAUAUCGUGUGUCCUGGCGCCUUUGUAGCUUUAAAUGCAAAACUGUGUGCGAAUGUUACACAAUAUAUAUUAACAGCUGAGUUCUAAUAAAAUAACGUUUUUGUUACUAA